Molecule: messenger RNA, 2117 nt
Organism: Triticum aestivum (bread wheat)
Lineage: Eukaryota; Viridiplantae; Streptophyta; Magnoliopsida; Poales; Poaceae
Exons: 5
Coding region: 234-1628 (464 amino acids)
Molecular function (GO): protein binding
Source: RefSeq, a predicted model, not a curated record
GCCCCGCCCGCCCGCCGGCUCCGUCCGUCGCCGGCUGGAACUCGAGUACAAAACGGAGCCAGAAACAAGGACAGACAAGGAGACCAGAGCAGAGCUGGAUAGGAGUUGGGAUCUGAAGGAGGGGGGAACGGAGGUGGUUUCUCGGCCAGAUCCGAUCCGAGGGAGGAAGGUUUCCUUCGGCGGCCACUCUCUCCAAUCAGGCGGCAACGGGGAGAUUCAGCGCAGGUCGGCUCAUGGCCUCACCAACAACGGGUAAAAGAAAGGGAUCCACCUGUGGGGAACAAGGCGGCGGCGAUGCCGAUUCUCAGUCUGGCAAAGCAACGCGGAUCUCAAUCCCAGACCUUCCCGAGGACAUAUUGUUUCGCAUACAUUCCCUACUGCCAAUGCGUGAAGCUGCUCGUACUGCUUGCAUAUCUCCCACCUUUUUCCAUUCCUGGAGAUGUCAUUCCAAUCUCAUCUUCACUAAGGAUACGAUUGGCUUGAAGAGAAGUGCGUGUGGAGAAUAUUUUGGCGACAAGAUUGACCGCAUUCUCAGGAACCACUCUGGCUGCUUGAAAACAUUCAACAUUGACUACUAUGGCACGCACGGGUUCACCGGCACUAGUUAUUUUGACCGUUGGCUUCAGAUUGCUCUUAAAGCAGGGAUUGAAGAACUCACCCUCGUGCUGUCUGAAGCAAAGCAAAAGUACAACUUCCCAUGCUCGCUUUUAUCUGACGGGGUUCGAAACUCACUUCGGUACCUUAGGCUCCAAUUUUGUGCCCUCCAUCCCACAGUUGAACUGGGCCCCUUGAGAAGCCUGAAAAGCCUGUAUCUGUGGCGUGUGAGCAUUACAUGGAAUGAGUUGGAGUGCCUUAUUUUCAACUCUCUUACUUUGGAGCUACUGGAUCUUAUUAGUUGCCCUCAGAUUGAAUGCCUGAAGCUACCUUGUGCUCUGCAGCGGCUCAGCGCGCUUAGUGUUUUAGCAUGCGAGAGACUGAAAGUGAUAGAGAGCAAGGCUCCAAAUCUCUCCAGUUUAUACCUUUGCGGAAAUUGGUUAGACUUCUCACUUGUGGAAACAUUGCCAAUAAAGGAACUAGAAUUGCAACAAACAAACCUUAUCUGGGAUGCUCGUGCCAAGCUGCCAUCCCUUAUGCCAAAUAUUGAAACUCUUGCCAUACAAUCAUCGAGAGAGGUGGUUGAUGCACCAAUGCUGCCUACCAAAUUCCUCCACCUUAAGCACCUGACCAUCACUGUGAGAUCAGGAGCAAUUGUUUUCCGAGCAUGUGACUACUUUUCUCUGGUUUCUUUCCUCGAUGCUUCUCCUUCCUUGGAGACUUUGAUAUUAGAUGUGACUCAGCGGCGUAUGGUGCAUGAAUCAAUUUUUGCGGAUUCACAACUGAGGCACAUGCCUGAACACCGCCAUGGUCACCUCAAGAACGUCAAGAUUAGCGGUUUCAACUCUGCGAAGUGCGUGGUUGAACUAACAUGUUAUAUUCUCAAGAACGCGGUGUCACUUGAGUGUCUUACAUUGGACACCAUAUAUGGGAGUAGGUGUGAUGAUCAAGGCGAGGACAACAGGUGUACUCCCAUGACGGAUGGCAUUCUCAUGGAAAUUCCUGGCACUCUUGGCUAUCAAAACACACAUUGAGAAUAAAGUUCCACCUACAGUUCACUUAGGCUGGUCAUAGUGGGGAGUAACUUAGACUAGUAACAUACAUAUGUUACUAGUCUAUGUUACUACCUUUAUAGUGGGUAGUGUCAUAGGUGUGGUAACAUAGUUGCCUUCAUUUAUUACUUUGUAGACUCAUUAUGCAUUGGAAACCGCUAUGUGAUGGUAACAUAUUAUGUUACUCUAUUUGCCUCUCUCCUCAUUAACUACUUGCCACAUCAUCAUUUUUGCUUAUGUGGCAUCUAUGUUACUACCUAUGUUACUCCCACUAUGACCAGCCUUAACUGUUCUGAGCCUUGCAGCAAAUGCCAUGCUAAUGGACUAGAGCGGGUAUUAUCGCAGUCGUGACAUGGUGUCAUUUACAUUUAGUUCUAAAUGAGCCAUGUUUUGUAUCUUGUACUAUUUAUGUGUGACCCUACUGUACAACAAAAUUUUAAUUAAAUCUUGGAUGGACAUUUUUUUUUUUUC